GCCUCUAAGAUAAUUAUGAUAGUCAUUUAAUCACCUUGAUUUUCUCAGUUGUGUCCAUAAGCCAAAAUUAAUUAAUGUGACAAAAUUCAAGGAAUUAUUUAAGUUGUUCAUGCACUUUUUCUUUUUGGUGAUAUAUUAUAACACUAUAAACUAUGACUCUAUACGACAAAUCAGUGUCACCAUAAACAGACUGCCAACAAAAGUUUCAGCUAUAUACCGUAUAUAGCGGAAAAUUUUUGUGGGGUGCAAAAUUUUGCGUUUUUCGAGGGCAGAGUAGUUAAUGCGAAAAUUAAAACUAGGAUAAACUCCCACGCACCGGUAUUUCACAUGCAAAGCUAUUGGUGGGUGUGGUUUCCUGGCAUUGAAACGCGAAUAUUAGAACCCACACACAUUUCUGCUGAGGGCUCUGGAGCCAAAUAACGAAAAUUUGCACCCGCGAAAAUUUCUCGCUAUACGGUAUAUAGGUCCAAAACCAGCAGUACCUGCUACCUAUACAGUAGUCUGUAGAUGUAGUAGUGAAUCAAAGGUCCCAGCUAGGGUCAGGGGACUGAGCUUGGGUCCGAUACAGGAGAUGUAUAAUUGCAUAGUGAUGGUAACACCGGCAGCAGUAUAUUAUAGAUCGAUUGUGUGGGGCAUGCACACAACAGCAUUAGGAGGAGGAAUACAUUUAUAAUUAUGUUGUCUUACCCGAUACAAAAUUUGCAUCAUCUUUCAAUUAGCACGGAUGUCAGCUCUGAUAGUCACAUUCAUUGCAGAGAGUGUUGUAUAUAUAGGAGAUAAUUAUCUCUGCCAAGGUAAUCAGGUUCCACAGGGACAAUAACUUGGAGAUAUAUAUAGAUGGUAAAUAAUGACAUAGCUAUAGCUGAUAGAAACACUAUACUAUAAACUUAGUCUUGUGAAGCCACUAUCGGAGUUGAUGGAGAAGUUGGAGACUCUAUUAUACAGCAUUAUUAAUUUUGUUUUGGCUCACUCACCAGCAACUGUGAUUGAUUGUGACUCAGGCUGCUAAUGUUCCUCUGCUAGAAAAGGUGACAACACUGCCAUUCAGAAAGGGCACCUCAGUGAUGGUGGUGAAGGUGGAGGUAUAUAUACGAGUACCAUUACUGGUGUCAGCCACUGCAGCUUGAAAUGGAGAUGACAGAUAAAAUAUAGAUAAAGAAGACCUAUUCUGAACCGUUCUAUCCUGUAUGCUGUCCAUGGUACCCACCCAGGGCUUUGUCUAAGAGAGUGCAGACCCUAAGAACAGAAAAUGGAGAUGUUUUCGUCGAAAAGAGCCUAUUAGAAGCUGAUCUGAGAUGACCAGGAGAGCAGAUAUUAUGAUCAAACUGAACGAUUCGUUUGGUACGUAUACGUAUGGCUGUGCCAUGUAAAUGGUAUAGCUGAGGGCACUUAAAAAAAAUGCUUGGUAGAUCUCCUACCGACAAACUGCCGACAAGUGAAUCGUCAGCAAGCAUUGAGUAGCUAUAUAGGACUUUGAUUUUAUCCAAUCAAGUUAAUUUUUUCACGUUGAACUGUAUAAUUAUAAUGUUAAAGUUGCUGACUCACAAGUAAUAACCUUCAUAUUGCCAGGGCUUAAUUGCAAUUGGGCACACUCCCUUUUGAUAUUGUCAAACAAAAACGUCAUCCCCCAAGAUGUGAAGCCUGAUGAGGAUCUAAUAUCACAAAAAAAUUCCGGCAUAACUUACAUGGCUUCCAUUCCAAACCCUGUUUUGUUAUCGUUACUUAGAACGCAACCUGAAUCAGCCGACUUUAAAAAUUCCUCUCCAAAUUCAGAAUCCUUUUGAAUUGUGGAAGGCUGCUUUGGUUAUGAUCCGGAUGAUAAGACAAAGCAUUAGACGGUAUAAUGGCUCACCUGCGGCUUGCUCCGGCAUUGGAUUAGGUGAUGCGUGGUGAAGGAACAUAUUGACUUCAGAGUCUGUCUCAAAUGCAAGUCUUUCACUGGCGGAGAAUACAGGGAAUAUUGGGGGGCCUUCUGCAGCACAAUUAUUUUGUCAGCUCUAUCGAUUUCGUCAGUGCCGUCGACUUCUUCAAUAAGUUUUUUCAGCCAAUGUUCGCUUCAGUUUAGGUAGAUAGACAAUUUACUAACAUACUAUAACUGCUGAUUCAUUAGCCCCUUUCUAGGGAGGUAAUGACUUCGCCUGCAUGCACUGAAUGCAACUCAAGAUUUGAUGUUGCGGCCAAUGUUUUUUGGGGUGGUCGAUUUGAAAGAGCAUUUUUUAAUGUAAGGGUUUUCAACCCAUGCGCUCGAUCAAAUACAGGCCACUCUGCAAGCAACCUAUACAGGCGCCACAAACAAAAGAACGGGAAUAAUACGACCAGAGAAUGAAAGAAAUUGAACACUCAACAUUCACUCCGGCGGUCCCCUGGUAUUAUCAGUCUCGGGAGGAAAGGGAAGAUCGGCUACUAUACCUUCUACAAGUGAUUAGCAGGACACCCCCUACAUGCAAAGCGUUAUUAAGAUGUAAGCUAAGUUCUCUCUGUUAAGAUCCACCAUCUUGGCGAUCAGGUGGGCCAGGUCCAUUAAACACGGAGCACUCCAUGAGCCCAUUUUUUUCCAGUCCGCAGAAAGACACCUACAAGCUACUGAUGUUUAGGUCUAGUAGCAUAUCCAUGCAUAGCCUCGAUCCCAGGCCGAGUUUUCGCUUUUAUAACGGUUAGGCGAACAACUAGAACCAGAGGAUGGAUCACAAUGAUCUGAGAUAAUAAUUUCCGAGAAAGAAUUUCUGUGUCCGGAGGUUGUGUCUAUAAUUUAUAGUAGCUGCAUUAAUAUAAUAGUACCCUGAAGUGGAGUAAAUGUAACAUACUGGUUAUUUGAAUGACUAUAAUAACCGUAUAUAGUUGUAGUAUAAACCAUGUUUUGAUACAAGUAUAAUUAUGUCAUACUACAUCACAUUUUAAGUGGGUGCAUAGGUGUAGUGGUCAAUUAUGCUAUUAGCACACACUGACACAGCAUGUGUUGUGGUUUGUACUGAUACCUAUAACAGUGCACAACUAGUGCUAGUGACGUUUUUAGUAGAAUGGAAUGUGCGUGGGAGUUGGUGUACUCCUCUUUAUGAACUCUGCCUUGAUAAGAAUCUAUAGGGGGUGUAUUGGGUUUCUUGUCUCACGCAUCCCACUAAGGAAUGAAGGAAAAGAAGCAUACUGAUCCACCAUAACAGCAAGUGACAAUUAAGUGGAAAUUGCGAUUAUUUUUCCCGUAUACUCCUUCCCAUGCAUUGGCAUGCAAUCAGCUCCAAAUCUGAUAUUUGGCAGGAUUUAUAUUUUCGAGGGCAGCCUGGAAUCGAGGCAAGACAUCACUAUAGCCCACUCAAUUUCACAGGAUGUUGACAGUGCAUGAGAGUUAAUAGCUAACUUGCAAAGGUGCAUUAAUAACUAUCAUAGAAUAUCUAGUCCCAGAUGAACUUGGUUAGAGUUCUCCUCCUGGCUGGCUUUAGCACUGCCAGUGCCACUGCCCAAUAUUCAGUGAGUGUGGAGAGACCAUGUCCAAUGGAUACAGUCACUUUCACCUGCACUGCUGCUGGAGAUGCCUUGAGAUGGGAGCCGUCAGAUGUGACUAGCAUCACUAUCCUCUCCACCUCUGAUCUCAAUGUACCCAUCGGUGUAUCAGGUUACACUGUGACACUGAUUGCAGCUGAUGACACUAUAUUAACAUCUAAUCUGUCAAGAACAGCAAAGAAUGGGAUCACUGUGUCCUGUGUGGGGUUUGUGCCUACUCUAACUACCAUAGGAUCUUCAACAAUUAAUUUGGUUGAUUUUCCAGCACCACCUUCCACCAUAAGACACUCCACUCUGAGCAGCUCAGCCAAUGAAGUUAGUGUUCCAGUACAGUGGAAACCUCCUACUGAUACUGGUGGUAGAGAUGACCUCACCUACACAGUGACCGUCUCACCUCCGGCCCAGCUCUCUGCUACUGUCCUCACAUCCACCUCUGUCACUGUGACUGCUCAAUACAAUGUGGACUACACCGUCAGUUUUAUGGCUAUCAAUUGUGCUGGGAACAGUACAACUGUUGAGUACAACUUCAGGAUUGAAAUCUGUCCUGUGUUAACUACUGACCCCAUGAAUGGAGCCUUUGAAACAGUCACUAGCAGAUUGCCAGGAUCUGAAGUAAUUGUCCAAUGUGAUGCUGGGUUUGGGUCUCCUAAUACUAUGGUGACAUGUAAUGGUCAAACACUGAUGUGGAGUCCUGACCCUGAAGCUAUUGUGUGUUUACCAAUAAUCCAGCCUCCUCCUUCAACUCGUCCUCCAAUGAGGUGCACUGUUCAACUAGGCCCACCACAGAACGGUACCAUUAGUGAUCAUUCUGUACCAGCUGUUCCCGCUACACAAGUUACAUUCCAGUGUGACAAUGGACUGUUCCCUGAAGGGAUACUGACUGCCACCUGUCUAGCUACAGGAGAAUGGGACAAGAAUCCGGGAGAGAUUAUCUGCAGAGCUCAACCUCUCACCUUAUUCACUCGUACUGACCUUGGUACUGCUGUUUCCGUUAGUGUGGUUGUCACGACAGCUCUGUUCACGAUCAUUGGAUUUGGUCUUGGACUCCUGAUAAUGUAUUUGUUCAUGCGGAAGAAAAUUGUGUAUCUCUUAGCUAAGACGCAAACUAAUGUUGGACCCACUGUACCAGCUGGUCCUAUUUAUGAGGAGGUGCGGGUGUUACCCACAGAGGAGAUUGAACUCAACAUUAACCAAGCAUAUGGACCAGUGGGACUGUGAACAGUCAGUUUGAUCAUGUGCAUGACAAUAACAAUUAAGGUAUAGCUAUAAUUGUGCAUUGUUAUUAGUUAAUUAUUAUUCGCUGCAGUUAUUUUGAGAAUGUAAGCAAUAGAACAUGCAGCAUUAGAAACAUGUGGU
This is a messenger RNA of Halichondria panicea, 4851 nucleotides long. RefSeq lists its product as uncharacterized. The record is from RefSeq and is a predicted model, not a curated record. Bases 3397 to 4713 code for a protein of 438 amino acids. NCBI's taxonomy places the organism in Eukaryota, Metazoa, Porifera, Demospongiae, Suberitida, Halichondriidae. The transcript has 6 exons. Gene Ontology annotation, molecular function: protein binding.